CAUACAGAGAGACAGAGACACGGAGAAUCUGAGAGAUAAAGAGAGACACAGAGAGAGACAGAGAGGCCCCAGGGCAUCUUGGCUAAGGUUGGGCUCCCCUACUCCGCGGCCUCGGGGAGGGACUGAGGUCUGGAAACAUGGGCGGGGGCGGGCCCGCGGUGAGAAAGGUGGAAGAAUGUCUGCAACUCAGGCGGAGAAUAAACAAACCGCACUCCAGGCGACGGGCAGUGGCUGGAUGCACGUUUUUCCUGCACCGACCUGGCAGAGCCUGAGACCAGGCCUCUGCAUCUCCGAUGGGGAAACUGAGGCCCCAGGAGGCCCAGCCCCUCAUCCAGAACACCUCACCUCCUGUCGUAUCUUGUUGCCUCCAGGCCCAAGCCCCAUCCCUUCCCCUACUCCGGGCCUCAGUUUCCUCUCCAGGCAAGGAGGAAUCUGGACUGUGCCUGUGCCUUUGCUGUGUCCCCCACCACCAGGCGUUCCCGUUGCCUGCUCUUUCCCGGAAGCAGAGGACGGUGCUGGUCGUGUGCGGCCCAGAGCAGAACGGGGCAGUGGGGCUGGUCUGUGCCCGGCACCUGCGGGUGUUUGAGUACGAACCCACUAUCUUCUACCCCACACGCUCGCUGGACCUGCUGCAUCGGGACCUGACCACCCAGUGCGAGAAGAUGGACAUCCCCUUCCUGAGCUACCUGCCCGCUGAGGUGCAGCUCAUUAAUGAAGCCUACGGGCUGGUAGUGGACGCCGUGCUGGGCCCCGGCGUGGAGCCGGGCGAGGUCGGGGGCCCCUGCACCCGCGCGCUGGCCACGCUCAAGCUGCUGUCCAUCCCCCUCGUGAGCCUGGACAUCCCCUCAGGCUGGGACGCAGAGACCGGCAGCGAUUCGGAGGACGGGCUGCGGCCUGACGUGCUGGUGUCUCUCGCGGCGCCCAAGCGCUGCGCCGGCCGCUUCUCCGGGCGCCACCACUUCGUGGCCGGCAGGUUCGUGCCCGACGACGUGCGCCGCAAGUUCGCUCUGCGCCUGCCGGGAUACACGGGCACCGACUGCGUCGCGGCACUGUGACCGCCACCCGCGCCCACACCGCUGGGACCCUCGCCAAUAAAGAGCCCUCCCACCACCGCC
Nomascus leucogenys (northern white-cheeked gibbon) is the source of this 1115-nucleotide messenger RNA. RefSeq names its product YjeF N-terminal domain containing 3 (gene YJEFN3). Gene Ontology annotation, molecular function: NAD(P)HX epimerase activity. The record is from RefSeq and is a predicted model, not a curated record. Lineage: Eukaryota; Metazoa; Chordata; Mammalia; Primates; Hylobatidae. Gene Ontology annotation, cellular component: mitochondrion. Bases 294 to 1055 code for a protein of 253 amino acids. The transcript is spliced from 4 exons.